Pelobates fuscus (common spadefoot toad) is the source of this 1488-nucleotide messenger RNA. It is a transcript of the gene ADA, whose product is annotated as adenosine deaminase. Gene Ontology annotation, molecular function: adenosine deaminase activity. The transcript has 11 exons. Gene Ontology annotation, biological process: negative regulation of adenosine receptor signaling pathway; inosine biosynthetic process; hypoxanthine salvage. Gene Ontology annotation, cellular component: external side of plasma membrane; cytosol. The record is from RefSeq and is a predicted model, not a curated record. Lineage: Eukaryota; Metazoa; Chordata; Amphibia; Anura; Pelobatidae. The coding region runs from base 79 to 1161 and encodes 360 amino acids.
UAUAGUGAGCUAGCUAUGGUAGUAAUCUCCCAAUCGGUCACCCAGCAGCUGCAAGGAUAAAAACACUCCAGCCGCAACAUGGAAAACAACACUUCACCUUUUAACAAACCAAAGGUUGAACUUCAUGUCCAUUUAGAUGGGAGCAUCAGACCCGAAACCAUUUUACACUUUGCUAAGAAAAGACAAAUUGAGCUUCCUGGAGAUACUACUGAAGAACUUCUGCGACAUGUAUCCUACAAAGAACCCCUCAGUCUCACCGAAUUCCUUGCCAAAUUUAAUAUAUACAUGCCUGCUAUUGCUGGUGACCGAGAAGCUAUUAAGAGAAUUGCCUAUGAAUUUGUUGAAAUGAAAGCCAAAGAAGGAGUGAUUUAUGUAGAAACCCGAUACAGUCCUCAUUUUCUAGCUAACUCCAAGGUGGAUCCCAUUCCAUGGGGGCAAAAAGAAGGUGACGUGACUCCCGACGACGUAGUUGACCUUGUUAACCAAGGUUUACGAGAAGGAGAGAAAGCCUUCAACGUCAAAGCCAGGUCUAUUCUAUGCUGCAUGCGUCACAUGCCAAAUUGGUCAGUCGAGGUUGUGGAACUUUGUAAGAAAUACAAAAACGAUACGGUUGUUGCCAUUGACCUUGCAGGUGAUGAAUCACUUAACUGUGAAGCCUACCCAGGACAUAAAAAGGCUUAUGAGGAAGCAGUAAAAUGUGAAAUCCAUCGGACAGUCCAUGCCGGCGAGGUAGGACCACCACGUAUCAUCAAGGAGGCCAUUGAGGUAUUAAAGGCAGAAAGGAUCGGACAUGGCUACCACGUUAUCGAAGACCCCGUCCUUUACAAAGAGCUGUUGGAUAAGGAAAUGCAUUUUGAGACAUGUCCUUGGUCCAGCUACCUCACAGGCGCCUGCAAUCCAGAUUUCACUAAACAUCCUAUCAGACAAUUUAAGCAAGACCGGGCAAACUAUUCUAUAAACACUGAUGACCCUCUCAUAUUUGGAUCAACCCUAGAUGUCGAUUAUUCGAUUGCAAAUAAGCACAUGGAGUUUACAGAGGAAGAGUUCAAGCGAGUGAACAUUAAUGCUGCAAAAUCCUGUUUUCUACCAGAAAAAGAGAAGCAGGAACUGCUCCAUAAACUGUACGAAGCUUAUGGAAUGGUCAUCACAACUGGAUUAUAAUCAAUAACUCGGCAAGUCACUCCAAACUCCAGUUUCGUCCAGUCCUCAUUUACCAUAAUGACGUUUCUUUUCUUUCCGUUGGACACUUUGACCCAUGACUGCUUCUUGGUGUAGCCAAAUUAUUCUUAUUAACGGACUAAACCCAUGAGAUGAAGGAGCUUUUUAUCUGGUUCUACAAGGGGAUCAAACUGACGUGUGAAAGCCAACCUCAAAAUAAUUAACAAUCUGAAGUGAAGAACAGUUCGAGUCAUUUGAGCCAAUCUUUGAACCCAUUGUAUUUAGAGAAAAAAAUAAAAACAAAAAACAGCCUCCUUCUAUCCCCCCCUC